CGCAGGCGCAGUCAAUAGAGGGGAAAGAUGGCGGCGUCCUCUGCUGCUGCUACAGCUCGCGCUGCCUCUGCUGUCAAACCAAUACUGAGCAGAGACCUUGGAGAAGCAAAGCGGCGUGUUCGGGAUCUGUACCGAGCCUGGUACAGAGAGGUGCCCAAUUCUGUCCAUGUGUUCCAGCUGGACAUUACAGUCAAACAAGGAAGAGAUAAGGUGCGGGAGAUGUUUCAGAAAAAUGCUCAUGUCACAGACCUGAGAGUCAUCGAUAUGCUUGUAAUCAAGGGUAAAAUGGAACUUGAAGAGACAAUAAAAGUGUGGAAGCAAAGAACGCACAUUAUGCGCUACUUCCACGAGACUGAGACUCCGCGGCCUACAGAUUUCCUCUCAAAAUUUUAUGCUGGACAAGACCCCUAAAUGUACAAAUAUCAUUUAUUGUGCUAAUAAACUGGUGUGAAUUGUCCACCUUAAGUCAGUGUUCUGUGGAAUGAAGGACUAUUUUAUCCAAAUACAAAGGCUUAAUUUGUACCUUAAAAUAAAGUAACUGUUAUAAUGAAA
Messenger RNA from Xenopus laevis (African clawed frog), 552 nucleotides. RefSeq names its product NADH:ubiquinone oxidoreductase subunit A6 S homeolog (gene ndufa6.S). The record is from RefSeq and is marked provisional. Lineage: Eukaryota; Metazoa; Chordata; Amphibia; Anura; Pipidae. Gene Ontology annotation, cellular component: respiratory chain complex I; mitochondrial inner membrane; mitochondrion. Gene Ontology annotation, biological process: response to oxidative stress.